Messenger RNA from Andrographis paniculata, 1352 nucleotides. RefSeq names its product nudix hydrolase 2. NCBI's taxonomy places the organism in Eukaryota, Viridiplantae, Streptophyta, Magnoliopsida, Lamiales, Acanthaceae. Gene Ontology annotation, molecular function: NAD binding; NADH pyrophosphatase activity; ADP-ribose diphosphatase activity. The transcript is spliced from 9 exons. Bases 401 to 1210 code for a protein of 269 amino acids. The record is from RefSeq and is a predicted model, not a curated record.
CAAGAUUGACAUUCUCGGUGGCCGCCGCGGGCAAGAUCAAGAACGAUAGCAAGAGUAGGAGGAGGAGAUUUGUGGGCAUGGCUUGAAGUUCUUAAUUGAUCGGAAACGGGAAUUUGGGAAGAAGGGUGUUGGUGGUGUUCAUCAUUUCUUGAACGGAACGGGACGGCUUCUACUUCCACUGGUUCGACGACGAGGACUGAGUAGUAAGUAGAACCGUAGAAGGAGGUCGUUUCCUGAUUGAAACAUGCAGAGCGGUGGCGUAACGGCGUCACCGCCACUUGCUCAGACUAUUUCUCUCUGUAUGAUAUAAUUAUCUACAUCAAUCAUGAAUGUGAAUCUCUGAAGGCCACCGGGUUUCUUGUCCCAAGUUGGAUCCGAGAUUCAGGUUUUCUGCCGCGAAAUGGAUCAACCAAUUCCUGCAAACGGAGUUGAAGAAGUUCCGCUGCUUCCAUCGUGUGCCAACGAGCACGGAGGUGUCAUUGUGGAAAUGGCGGAGCCUAUGGAUCCGAAUGAUUUUAGAGCUGUUCUUAGACGUUCACUUUCCCAGUGGAAGCUGCAGGGAAUAAAAGGAGUGUGGAUCAAGAUACCGGUUGAGUUUGUCAAUCUUGUUGAAACCACAGUCAAGGAGGGAUUUUUGUAUCACCAUGCUGAACCUCAAUACUUGAUGCUUGUGAACUGGAUAUCCGAAACCCCGAGCACCAUCCCAGCCAAUGCAACUCACCAGCUCCGGAUCGGUGCUGUUAUUAUGAAUGAAAACAGAGAGUUGCUCGUCGUUCAGGAAAAGCACGGCCGGUUUAAAGGAACUGGUAUUUGGAAAAUCCCCACAGGAAUUAUCGAAGAGGCGGAAGAUAUCUUUUCAGGCGCGCAACGGGAAGUGAAAGAGGAAACGGGAAUCGACACAGAAUUCAUCGACGUGCUGGCAUUCAGACAAACGCACGAGUCGUUUUUCAAGAAGUCGGAUCUAUUAUUCCUAUGCAUGCUGCGCCCUCUGUCGUUCGAGAUUCAUAAGCAGGACUCAGAGAUCGAUGCAGCUCAGUGGAUGGCUAUUGCAGAAUACUCUGCGCAACCAUUUGCCGAUGGACAUUGGAUCUUCAAGUGCGCGGCCGAUGUCUGUCUGGCGAAGGUCGACAAGGGCUGUGCGGGAUUCACACCACACCAAAUCUCUUCGACAAGCUAUCUUUACAUGAACAAAGAUGGUCUGAACCUGUGAGAUUCCUUGUAUAACUUAUCUGUGUGUGAUAGUUUCGACAGUUUUAAGGAAGUUGUGUGCAAUGAUACUAGAUUAGAUUAGAUAAUGUAUGGCUGGUCGAGUUGAAAAUGUGUAGAGAUGGAAUAAAGGCAAAUUUCUCAGC